Messenger RNA from Drosophila guanche, 1262 nucleotides. RefSeq lists its product as uncharacterized. The transcript has 5 exons. Lineage: Eukaryota; Metazoa; Arthropoda; Insecta; Diptera; Drosophilidae. Bases 49 to 1218 code for a protein of 389 amino acids. The record is from RefSeq and is a predicted model, not a curated record.
GUUGUGCCGCCUCAGUGCGUCCCGGAAAGUCAUCGCCAAUGCCGCGCUAUGGCAGUCGCGCCGAGCAAACUGUUGGAGAAGCCCCUGAAUCGUAUGCGUUGCUGCGUCCUGCACAGCCGCCCAGGACAAAGCUGCACACAUGCGUUGCUCUGGAAUAUCUAUCGCAAUUAUGUGUCCAGUGCGAAAUAUUACGCGCCCUUGUUGCUGCUGCCAUUGCUCUUGCAGUGGCGCAAGGCGCGUUCCAGCAGAACACUCAUCCACAUAGUUAAGAAUUAUGUGCAGUCCGUGAGCUUUGCUGCCUGCAUCAAUGCAUUCACAUUUUACUUCAUGUGCGUGUCGCGGCGUCUUCACGGUCGCUUUGUGUUCAUCUGUACUCCGUAUUUGUCCUGCUGGCUGGCCUCUCAGCUCAGCUGGUGGAUGCCAACGCAAGUGCUGCUCUACUUUGUGACUGGCAUUACACAUGCGGCCCUGGAGAGCCUUCUCCGUCACUUGGACGUUGGUCUGGUGCAUUCCCGUUAUAGUCAGACGUUGGUUUUUAUGCUGAGCUCCCUGGCGGUGCUGCACUAUCAGCAGGCGCGAAAGUAUUCUGGCUUUUGGUUCAUCAAGCCCACGCCCCUGCCUGAGGAUCACAACAAAUGGCCAGUGGCCAAGCGGCUCAGACGGAGUGCAAAGCAGCUUCAAACUUAUUUGGGCAUUGGUCUUGCAUUGGACUUGGGGCACGCCCUAAUGCGACAUAAUCUCAAGCAGAUGCGACUGCAGUCAACACGAUUCUUGGUCAGCUACAUUGGACUCUUUCAAUUUCUGCAAUUUCUAUUGCCGAAAAUGAAGCUGCAGCUGCGACACUCCAACGCUGUGGCGGCAUUUGUCAGUGGCGCAUCUUUUGCCCUGCUCAAUCGCAUGACCUUCAUGAGCUUUGCCGCGGUCACAGCGUGUCAGGUGCUCUGGCAGCAGUUCUGCGCACGUGACACUGGCGAAGACAAACUGCUGGCUUUGCUGCAGCAAAUACCCUGGGCCAAGCUGUUAAUACCCUGCAGUUUGGCCUAUUUGGUGCACAUUUUCUUUUUUCACGAAAAUAUACUCAACGGGCUGGCCAAGGACUUUAUAGACAGCACCUGCGAUCAUAAUGGCCAACGUUUGCUGAAUCUGAUGAAGCUGCCCAGUGAAAAUGUCAUACUAGCAACGGUCAAUAGGUCUCCAAAAACAUCAUUUUGGUUUUAGAUCUUAGUAGUGGGAAACUUUUGUACAGCAGCUGGAAAGUUAUU